Molecule: messenger RNA, 1107 nt
Organism: Corylus avellana
Lineage: Eukaryota; Viridiplantae; Streptophyta; Magnoliopsida; Fagales; Betulaceae
Source: RefSeq, a predicted model, not a curated record
AUGGAGCCUCCUCUUGCUCUUCCAAAUCUUCCACCAGAUAUAAUCUUGGAGAUUUUAACCAGGACAUCGCUAAAGGGUAUUGGGCGAUUCAGGCUGGUUUCAAAGGAUUGGAACUUGAUCACGUACGGCUCAAGUUUCAUGCACCAGCAUCAUCAAAGAACAAAAACAUUAUCCGGAUUCUUCAUGCAAAGCAAGUCCGAGACCAAUCUCAUGCCCAACUUUAUCUCCAACAACAAUUUGGACACCGACUCUAGAUCUAACCUCUCCCUCCAAUUCUUGCCCGGUCGUGUCAGAAUCGAAACCGCCACCAAACAAGGUAUUUUAUUAUGCAUCGAUUGUUAUUCGAAAAAUAGACAAAAAAUACCUGAAUAUUAUUAUGUCUGCAAGCCUAGCACUAAGGAAUGGUGCAAGAUACCGAAUCCCAAACCCCGGUUCAAUAUUAUAGGAACCGGGAUGGUGGUACUCGGAUCGAAGCCUUUCCGCUACAAGAUAGUUCGAUUUUUGACACCUUCGGCGACUCCGUCCAUCGGCAACUACCAUUGCCGAUAUGAGAUUUUUGACUCCAAAACAUGUAUGUGGAGACAAUUAAAAGAUGUAAUAUCGUUGCCCCAAGGCAACUUCUUCAGAUUUGCAUCCGCAGUGUCGGUGUCCGACACGCUCUAUUGGCUUUUGACAAACGACAAUAACAAUGUUUUAGCGUUUAAUGUCACCACCGAGAGUUGGAGAGUUUUUGAGUUGCCUUUCCCUCUGUGCAACAGAAAAUAUUUUUGGUUCAGGAAGAUCGUGGACUACAAUGGCCGGCUUGCGAUGCUUUGCAUGAUAUCAAGAACGUCUAAUAUGCAGCUGUGGGUUAUGGAAGACCUUGGCACAAAAGUAUGGAGUCGGAGACAAACAAUUAGCAUUAAUCAACUGCCCCUUCCAAAGGAGGAACCGUAUUAUUUUCCUCACGCCUUUCUUAGCUCCGAUGUUCUGCUCUUAUUGGGUGGUCACACCGCCGUGUUAUACAAUUUUGAGACUUUUUCUUGCAUUGUAGGCAAGCGGUUGGAGUGUGGGGGUCACCAACAAAUCUUUCCCAUCUUUUCGGAUUUAGACAAAUUUUUGACAUGA